AUGUCGUCCCCUCGACGUUCUUCGGGGUUCGUGCCCCCCCCAAAUCAACAUCACCAGGGUACACCGUCAAAUACUACUUCCUUUUUAGAACUGAGCCCUCAACAUGGCUGGCAGAUGAUGUCGACUCGCGGCCAGAGUCUGCCGCGUCUGCUCAGAAGAUAUUCACAUUCCGAGGACAAUAACAAGGCUAACUCUGUGGAUGACCUUGAAACUGGUUCCCACGGAGUAGAAACUGCUGGUAGUAUCCGACAUCUUACCGUCUCGCCGACAGGGGAACGGCCUCGUAGGCGAGGUUCGAUUCUGAUUGGAGACACAAGGCCGGCGUUUCGAUGGUCGGAUUAUUAUACAUCUACCGAGGAAUUGGCUAAGCUUCGGAAACCGGUCCGGGAGUACUAUGAGCGAAUGAACUACCUCGUUUCUCGAUAUAGUUUUAUCGACCGCCUUCUAGACUCAUCGAUUGCUCGUGAUCUGCUAGAAGAUUAUGAGCGAUUCUGGGCUACCAAUCACCGAAGUCAUUUGCACCCGAUUACAGAAGAUCCAAUGCCCAUUUCUCCCGGAAGCUUGGGAGCGCACCCUGCUAUGCCGGAAUCCGAAUCGCAGGGAACUGACCGCACUCACCGUCAUCUAAAUGAAACAACUCCGUUGCUAUUAUCUUCAGACGAUGCAGACGAGAUGAUGGAAAUCUCCCAAUCGUCAAGAGAGCAAGACUCUCGUCGCAUCGUCAUGACGGCUGUAUACGUCAACCUGAUAGCGAAUCUGAUCCUGCUCAUUGCCAAGAUCGUCGUCACUCUAAUGACUAGCUCUGUCUCUGUCUUGGCUAGCUUGGUAGACGCAGCACUCGACUUUCUGAGUACAGCUAUCGUCUGGAGCACUACCCGGCUGACCGGACGACGAGAUAAGUUCCGCUUCCCGGUAGGCCGUCAGCGUCUGGAACCUUUAGGGGUACUUAUCUUCUCGGUCGUGAUGAUUACAUCCUUUUUCCAAGUUGGAAUUCUCUCGAUACAGCGCCUGGCCGACGAAGAUGAUACUUUAGUUGAAUUGACGGUGCCUGCACUCAUCAUCAUGGCAUCAACAGUGGCCAUCAAGGGUCUUUGCUGGAUCUGGUGCCGAAGGAUCAACAAUUCAAAUGUUCAAGCGUUGGCUCAGGAUGCCAUGACGGACGUUGUAUUCAACACCUUCAGUAUCGUUUUCCCUCUUGUCGGCACAUUCGCCAACAGCAGGUACUUCGACCCCCUCGGCGGUCUCUUCCUUUCAUGUUAUGUAAUCGGCAACUGGGCCGGCACCGCAAGCGAGCACAUAGCCCACCUAACAGGUGCCGCCGCCUCACCCGCGGACCGCAGCGUUCUGCUAUACAUUGUCAUGCGCUUCGCAGAAUGCAUACGCUGGAUCCAAAACCUUGAGGCGUACUAUUCCGGUGAUAGACUGAACGUAGAAGUCGAUAUUGUGCUUGACGGACACACAAGCUUGCACGAUAGUCAUGAUAUCGGUGAGAGUUUGCAGUAUAUGCUUGAAAGCACGGUGGCGAAUGUCGAUAGGGCGUUUGUGCAUCUGGAUUAUGCGGAGUAUAAUUUGCCGACGCAUGUGGAUCCUGCUUGA
Molecule: messenger RNA, 1596 nt
Organism: Talaromyces marneffei
Lineage: Eukaryota; Fungi; Ascomycota; Eurotiomycetes; Eurotiales; Trichocomaceae
Exons: 4
Coding region: 1-1596 (531 amino acids)
Biological process (GO): transmembrane transport; monoatomic cation transport
Cellular component (GO): membrane
Molecular function (GO): monoatomic cation transmembrane transporter activity
Source: RefSeq, a predicted model, not a curated record